Durusdinium trenchii is the source of this 1818-nucleotide messenger RNA. The record is from the annotation of a GenBank genome assembly. Lineage: Eukaryota; Dinophyceae; Suessiales; Symbiodiniaceae.
AUGCGUUUUGGCUCAAGUCAUGCCGGGUGGGCAUGGCGUACCUGCGGCCUCAUGAAGUUUUGAUCAGGUCGCAAGAAUCGUGUCAUGCAAGAACCUCAAUCUGAGGGAGAGGAAGUGAAGUUGAUUUUCGAACUGCUAGAUGCUGACCACAGCGGCAAGAUCGAUGUGGAAGAGCUGAAGCAUGUCUUGUUGGGUUUGAGUUCCUGGACUGAGAAGGAGGUUGAAGGUUUGAUCGAAGAGUUUGACAAGAACAAGGAUGGUGAGCUCUCCAUCGUGGAGUUUUGGAGUUGGGUCAACGGCCACGAUGGACGGUCGACCGAGAUGUACCGACCAGCGCUGUUGGACAUGGCGGUGGCGGAGAACAAGCGAAAGGUCUCAGAGACGGAGGAGCGGCUGGCGGUUUUUCACGAAAAAAGAGCAGCUGAAGAAGCCAAAGCAGCAAAAGAGGCCCAAAGGCAAGCCGAAAGAGAGCAAGGUCUGAUCUUGAGUCGAGAUGCUUUCGUUAAAGCCAAGAUGGAAGCGGGCUUUUCCAAAGCUGUUGCGGAGGAGCUAUACAGAAAGUGCGACCAAGACAAAGAUGGUGAAGUCAACCAUCAAGACAUUGGUUGGCUGGUGUCAGACAAUUUGGCAACCUUGGACCAAGUGAAAGCUACGUACCAGAAAGGAAUUCAAAAAGAGGCAGAGGAAAUCAGUUGGAGCGAAGAUUGGAAGGCAGAGGUUGGAAAGCUUUUGAAAAGGCGAGGCUUCAAAGAGGAAGAAGAAGGCUUGAAAUAUCACGCCACAAGCGCGAGUGGGGAGAGCAUUGAACUCAAAGAGAUUCUCAAGGACAAGACAGCGACGCUGGACUCAAAGCACUUCCCUAUCAGCCUCCACAUGCAAGCCUCAAAUGUUACUGUGGUUGACUGCGAUGAUAAAGGCCUCGGCCAAUUGGUGGAGACCUUUCUGGCCUGGGACAAGGACGGAGAUGGCACCGUUUCCUCCGAGGAGUUGAAAGACGUGUUGCAGCAGGUGAAUCCAAAGUUCACGGAGGUGACACUCAACAAGAUGAUGGGUGAGAUCGAUGUCAAUGGCGAUGGGGUCAUCGAUUUACAGGAAUUUGUCUCGUGGCUUUCGGGUGAAAACCUGAAGAAGAAGAAGAUGAAGAAAAAGGCUAAGGAGGAACAAGAUGCCAAGAUUAGCUUUACACUACACAGAAAGAGAGCAGACGAGGCAAAGGAUCUGAAAAAAGCAGACCAAUUCAUGUCAGCAAUGGCAAAAGAUGUGAAAGAGUUCUGUUUGUCCAAGAAGAUCGAGUUUAGUUGUGGCACUUUGAACCCUGGCUCCAACGCCAACUGCUCAGCCUGUGGUGGUCGACACUCCUGGGUUUGCCAUGGCUGCGGCUUUGUUUCUUUCUUCAGGAAUUGUGUGAAUGACUGUGAUGGUUAUGGAUGGUCUUGUAUCAAUGGCAAGUGCCCAAAGAAGAAGUGUGGAUGCAAGAAGAAGCCCGACUUUUGGCAACGCUCUGGCUUUACCAGCACAAUUCAAAGAAUCUCCCUUGACCUAGAGCAUCUUGUGUUGAGUGCCCAAUCCUCCACUUGAUGUACGAAAGCGUUGUAGUUUCUCACAUCUCACUUUACUCAAUGCAGGCAGUUCCGAAGGAACAUGCUCUUGACUCUUGACUAAAGUGUAUUUGGCAAUGGUGGCCGGCACCUCUUCAUCGGGCAUCUCUCGAAACGUUGCAAUGUCGAAGCAAUUCCCAAUGUCUUCUGAGUUGAAAGAAGGCUGCCCGAAUCUCACCAAAGCAGCCAAGUGGUGACACUGUGUCUCACUUGAGCACAA